GGCAAGAAGUGGAACACAUCCAGUCAUCUGUCACUUCAAUAUACCUUAAUCUACUUUAAGAUUAAAAAUAGACAAAAUGUGAAAUUAUAUCUUUAAAAAGUAUCAAAAUGGUGCUCACCUGUUGUGCAUAUAAUUGUAAACAAAGGUCAACAAAAGGAGGUCUUUCGUUUCAUGCGUUCCCUAAAGAUCCCAUCUUAAGAGAACAGUGGAUUAGGGCCCUUGGAAGACUUAAUUUCGUUCCUAGUAUUUAUUCAAAACUUUGUUCAAAACACUUCCAUCAAUCAGAUUACAUUUGUCAGUGGGGCCAAAAAGCUCUCAAAAAUGGUACGGUACCAUCAAUUUUUGAAGACCCAUUACAAAUAGGGCCCAAGACAAAAAUUACCAAAAAACGAGGAGAUAAAAAACAAAUAAAAGUAGUGAAUAUUUACAUAAAGACUCCUCCAUCGACAAGUAAAAAUGAAGAAACAGUCACAAAUUUGACUAAAGACGUAGGUGUGAACACACAUCUAUCUGAAUUUGAGGAAUUAAAUAAAUUAAGAACAAGAGCUGCAAACUUAGAAUUAAGAAUUCAACACCUCAAAAUAAUUGAAGAGAAUCUUUUGGACACGUUGGAAAAGUGUUUACCUCCCGAACAAAUCAUUGAAUUGAGGAAAACCUCAAUACUGUAGUUUUCAUUAAAAUUAUUCAAUUUA
Messenger RNA from Tribolium madens (black flour beetle), 692 nucleotides. Its product is annotated as THAP domain-containing protein 1-like. Gene Ontology annotation, molecular function: sequence-specific DNA binding. The record is from RefSeq and is a predicted model, not a curated record. NCBI's taxonomy places the organism in Eukaryota, Metazoa, Arthropoda, Insecta, Coleoptera, Tenebrionidae. Bases 108 to 668 code for a protein of 186 amino acids. The transcript has 4 exons.